This is a messenger RNA of Saprolegnia parasitica CBS 223.65, 1992 nucleotides long. RefSeq lists its product as hypothetical. Lineage: Eukaryota; Oomycota; Saprolegniomycetes; Saprolegniales; Saprolegniaceae. The record is from RefSeq and is a predicted model, not a curated record. The transcript is spliced from 2 exons. The coding region runs from base 1 to 1992 and encodes 663 amino acids. Gene Ontology annotation, cellular component: membrane.
AUGCGCUUCGACGUCGCCAGUGCCUGCCUCAUGCUCGGACUCGCUCUCAUGCCACCCGCGUUGGUGGUGGCCGGGACCGAGGUGCUCAUAGCCAUCCUCUCGUUCGUGCUACUCGCAUCCCUUCAGUCAGCGUACGAGCUCCUCGCCACGUUUCAAUCCCAUCUCUCGAGCGUACACCUGCUCUACGUCCUUGGGAAGCAGCAUGAAAAGCGGCGCCCGAAUUUGCUGGACGCCGGGUUUCGCCCCGACGCGGUGCGGAAGCUGCCUCCCGCCGCCUACCUGCACACGACAUACGGCCUGGAUACGAGCAUAGCCGAAGAGCUCGGGACGCUGAUCAACAUCGUCGUGCGUGACAACGUCGCGAGCUGGUACAAGCAGCUCACGAACGACGACGCAUUUCUCACCGGCGUCAAGCUCAUCCUCUGCGACAUCCUCGGCACGGUCGCGCAGCGCUGCAUGCAGCAUCUGCAGUACCACAGCGCCAUGGCGCUCGCCACCGAUGCUGUCGAGCUCGUGCGCCUCCACCUCGCCGCCUUUCGGGAUAUGUACGCAACGCUCGCGGCCGCGCACCCGAUCGAGUUUGACGAGCAGGACAACGUCGACGCCCGCCGCCGGCGCGUGCUCGAGUACGUUCGCCACACACACACACCGACACUGCACCGCGGCUGCCACGACAGUGGCUACCUCAAGCACCUCUCGCUACAACUGCUCACCGUGUGCCGACCCGACGCGAACCCACGCCGCGACCAUAGCACCUUGUUCUCGCUCGGUGCACUCACGUCUCACUUUUUGGCGGAAAUGAUCGCCAAGUGCAUCUUGGAGCCCAUGCUCGCGUACAGUGAGCCCAAGCACAUGAACAGUCCUAUUGGACAACCGUACGCCGCCUCAACGACCAAGCGAUAUGCCAAGUGGGACGAAGGCGAUCUGGCCAAGCUCUGGCCCGAGUUGGAUGCGUCGUCGUCCAUGUUACUGACAACGUGGACGGCGGAGCCACCUCCGGUAUUGCUUCGAUCCAACACGAGUUCGUCCGGGACGACCAGUGUCACGAAGAAGAAGACAAGCCCACUCCCGUCGUUGAUGAAGAUGAAGGCACGCUUUCGUCGACUCCACUCGACCAACAAUAGCAGUAGCAAAUCGCUAGCCCACGAGCCAUGCGUCGAUGCGUCUGCGUCAUCGGCCGGAGACGCGGUCGUCGCCACGCUCACUAGUGCCGUCGACGCCAUGGUGCGACUCCUCCAAGGUUCGUCCGAGGCGCGGGCGAGCGGUCGCAGUGCCGAAUUGCACGCCCUUCUCUCCGCACUAGAGAAAGUGCUCCUCUUCGGUCUGCAGCCAUCGGCGACGUACUGGACCUACCUCACGGAAGCACGGCCCGAAAUCACAUUCUGGAAGCCCCGCAUUGAUGUCGUGCUAUCGCUGCCGUCGGCGACACCGAGUCACGAUCUUUGCUGUGCGCGCGGGCUGCAGUGGCUGCUGCUCGGCCUCGAAGACGGCGAGCUCUGGGCCUAUUUUACCGCCUUUACGCUCACGACGUCGCUCACCGAGAUCUACUACGAGCCGUAUGCUAUCUUGCGCGACAAGGCGGCAAUGGAAAGCGUGUUGCAGGCGCUCUUCCGCCUCAGCGCAUACUCGUGGGAAAGCGACUUGGGCAGUGUCCUUGGCCGCCCCGAUACGGCGCCGGCCGACGGCAGCAUGGUCCUGGAUGCCGCCUGCGAGAUCGAGCGGUACUUGCCGCUGCAAGGCUGGGUCAAGUCCAGCGACAAGCGCAAGCGCAUCAACGUCCUGCCAUCGUCCGAGUGGGUCUGGACGAGCGAGUGGCAGCUGGAAGGCGACUGGCAGUACGCCAAACUCUCGAAAGACGGCUUCCACGACACAGAACGGUCCCUCGACUGCGUGCGGCGACGCAAGUGGGUGCGCGAGCGCUGCACGCGCCAAUAUGUGCUUGCACCAGGUCGGCAGGUGCCAUUAUUGCGAUGCCUCAUAUGUAUGUUCUGA